AUGAUAGACGAAGAGGAAAAUGACGAAAGUUUCUUGUCUUCCGGAGCUGAUCAACAAUCGACCUCACAUGCGAGUGCUGGAGCGGCAACACCUGAACCGCCUGACAAUGCUAUUCGUAUACUUCGCAAAUUUUUUGGACACAAAAGUUUUCGACCACUCCAAUGGUCGGUUAUCGAAAAUGCACUGAACGGCAUGGAUCAAGUGGUUGUUAUGUCCACA
Gongylonema pulchrum is the source of this 219-nucleotide messenger RNA. The record is from the annotation of a GenBank genome assembly. NCBI's taxonomy places the organism in Eukaryota, Metazoa, Nematoda, Chromadorea, Rhabditida, Gongylonematidae.